Molecule: messenger RNA, 1086 nt
Organism: Helianthus annuus (common sunflower)
Lineage: Eukaryota; Viridiplantae; Streptophyta; Magnoliopsida; Asterales; Asteraceae
Exons: 3
Coding region: 1-1086 (361 amino acids)
Source: RefSeq, a predicted model, not a curated record
AUGGUCACUAUUAGAUGUGUUUUGUCCAUAGCUGUCCACUUUGACUGGGAAAGAUUCCAACUUGAUAUUAAUAAUGCUUUCUUUUAUGGUGAGCUCAAUGAAGAAGUUUAUAUGUGUUUGCCCGAUGGUUAUGAUCAAUCUAAUGGGACUAAGGUUUUGAACAAAGUUAAUGAAAUUAAAUUGCUACUAAAGUCCAAAUUUUCAAUAAAGAACUUGGGAAAACUACAAUAUUUUUUAGGUCUUGAAGUUGUUAAAAACACUGCUGACAUAUGCCUAACUCAAAGAAAAUAUUGCUUGGACUUACUUGCUAAAUUUGGUAUGACUGGUUGUAAACCAGUUAAUUACCCCAUGGAACCCAAUCAUGUUUUAAACCAUUUGUGUGAAAAGGAUAAUCAACCUUUAACAAACAUAACUGUUUAUCAAAAACUGGUUGGAAAAUUAAUUUACCUUUCUCACACUAGACCGGAUAUUGCAUACCCUGUACAUUUUCUAAGUCAGUUUAUGCAUUCUCCCACUCAAGCUCAUUUUAAAAUUGCGAUAAGGCUGUUAAGAUAUCUAAAGGGUGCCCCAGGCAAAGGAAUUCUUUUUGCAAAAGGGGACUCUUUGGGAAUGAAGCCCUUCUCUGACUCAGAUUGGGCUAAGUGCUUGGGAACCCGAAGGUCUAUUACCGGGUUUUGUGUUUUCUUAGGAAAUAAUUUGGUUUCAUGGAAAAGUAAAAAGCAGUCCACCGUCUCUCGAUCCUCUGCUGAAGCAGAGUAUCGUUCGAUGUGUGCUGCGACAUGUGAAGUUAUGUGGAUUUCCAAUUUAUUAAAGGAAUUGAAAGUAGAUGUUAAUCUGCCCGUUCAAUUAUUUUGUGAUAACACGGCUACUAUAUCCAUAGCAGCCAACCCCGUGUUUCAUGAACGCACGAAACAUUUUGAAAUAGACCUUUAUUUUUUAAAAGAGAAUAUUUCUAAAGGCAUCAUUCAAACGGUGGGAAUCAAAACAAAGGAUCAAGCUGCCGAUAUUCUCACAAAAGGCUUAUCUACAGGUCCGCAUGAAAAGGUUUGUUCUCUCCUUAACAUGUUUGACUGUUUCAAGUACUGA